AUGCUCUCUCGCGCGGUGAAAAGGGCAUCUUUGAGACGGUUUUCCGUCCCACAACUGAGAAGUGUGACACUCUCGCGCAGCUCUGCUUUGAACAGGACUUCCCAGUUCCUGUACCAUACCCUUUCUGGUACCAAAAUUGCCAAGAGUAUUCGGGAUGAAGCAAACCAAGAGAUUGAACAGAUUAGAGCCAGGGUCCCAGGUUUCAAGCCAACCUUGAAGAUCUUCCAAAUUGGCACUAGACCCGAUUCGUCUGCAUACGUGCGCAUGAAGCUGAAGUCGUCGGAAGAAAGUGGAGUGCAUUGCAACGUGGAAAAGCUGCCUGAAAAUAUCUCUGAAGUAGAACUACUGAACAAAAUCGACGACGUUAACAAGAACGACGCCGUUCACGGAAUACUUAUCCAAUUGCCGCUACCCAAGCAUCUGGACGAAACGAAAAUCACCAACUCUGUUCUUCACACCAAGGAUGUGGAUGGCUUCCACCGUUACAAUGCUGGGGAACUUUCCAAGAAAGGCGGUGAACCAAUGUUUAUUCCUUGCACGCCAAACGGAUGUAUCAGACUCUUGAAAGAGGCUGGUGUUAAUUUGAGAGGCAAGAACGCCGUGGUUUUGGGGCGUUCUGAUAUCGUUGGUACUCCUGUUUCGUCUUUGUUGAAAAACAUGGAUGCUACGGUCACUGUAUGCCAUAGCCACACCACCAAUCUACCUGAAAUACUUUCUCAAGCUGACGUUGUGGUAGCUGCGUGUGGCAGAGCUAAUUACGUUAAGGGCGAAUGGCUCAAAGAGGGCGCCAUAGUUAUUGACGUAGGUAUCAACUACAUCCCAGAUUCUACUAAGAAGUCCGGACAAAGACUUGUCGGUGACGUUGACUAUGAGUCUGCCAAGAAAAAAGCUUCUUUUAUUACACCUGUCCCUGGUGGAGUAGGCCCAAUGACUAUUGCCAUGUUGGUCCAGAAUGUUUUGCUAGCUGCUAAAAGACAACUAUCCGACUCUAAUAAGACUCCUACGAUUUCUCCUCUGCCACUGAAACUCUUGAACCCAGUUCCCUCGGACAUCGACAUAUCUAGAGCUCAGACGCCUAAGAAAAUAAACCAAGUUGCGGAAGAAUUGGGCAUUAAUGCUAAUGAGUUAGAGUUAUUCGGUCAUUACAAAGCCAAAAUUUCUCCAGCGGUUUUGAAGAGGUUGGAAAAUAAUGAGAACGGUAAGUAUGUGUUAGUUGCAGGCAUUACCCCAACGCCGCUAGGUGAAGGGAAGUCAACCACUACAAUGGGUCUAGUGCAAGCAUUGACUGCGCAUUUAGGCAAGCCCUCGAUCGCCAACGUUCGCCAACCCUCAAUGGGACCAACUUUCGGCGUGAAAGGUGGCGCUGCUGGCGGUGGUUACGCCCAGGUUAUUCCAAUGGAUGAGUUCAAUAUGCAUUUGACUGGUGAUAUUCAUGCCAUUUCCGCAGCCAACAAUCUUUUGGCUGCUGCUAUCGAUACUCGUAUGUUCCAUGAAUCAACUCAAAAGAAGGAUGCUACGUUUUACAACAGACUAGUUCCAAAGAAGAAAGGCAAGCGCACUUUCACCAAAUCUAUGCUCAAGCGCUUAGAAAAAUUAGGUAUUCAGAAAACUAACCCCGAUGAUCUGACUCCUGAUGAAAUAAAGCAGUUUGCUCGUCUGGACAUUGACCCAGAAACAAUCACUAUAAAGAGGGUUGUUGAUGUGAACGACCGCAUGCUACGUCAAAUUACAAUCGGACAAGCUUCAACUGAAAAGGGCUUUACGAGAUCUACAGGGUUUGAUAUUACUGUUGCAUCGGAACUAAUGGCCAUCCUCGCACUAUCUAGAGAUUUGAAGGACAUGAGACAAAGAGUUGGUCGCAUCGUUGUUAGUGCAAACAGCACCGGAGAACCUGUCACAGUUGAAGACGUUGGUUGCGCAGGUGCUGUCACUGCUUUACUAAAAGAUGCUAUCAAGCCAAACUUGAUGCAGUCUUUGGAAGGAACGCCAGUUAUGGUCCACGCUGGCCCUUUUGCUAAUAUUUCUAUUGGCGCUUCCUCCGUGAUCGCGGACAGAGUUGGGUUGAAGUUGGUUGGAAAGUCAAAGGCGGCCGACAAAGAUGCGCAAACCGGUUACGUUGUCACCGAGGCGGGUUUCGACUUUACAAUGGGUGGCGAACGUUUCUUCAACAUCAAGUGUCGCUCUUCUGGCUUGACACCCAAUGCUGUCGUCUUGGUAGCAACUGUGAGAGCAUUGAAACUACACGGUGGUGCUCCUGAUGUUAAGCCUGGCCAAUCUCUACCAGCUGAAUACACAGAAGAAAACGUAGAGCUUGUAAAGAAAGGGGUUGCCAAUUUGUGCAAGCAAAUAUCUAACGCUAAGCAAUUUGGCGUUCCUGUCGUGGUGGCCAUCAACAAGUUCGAAGCGGACACUGACGCUGAAGUUGAGGCUAUCAGAACUGCAGCUAAAGAAGCUGGUGCUUAUGAUGCGGUUGCAACAAAUCAUUGGGCAGAAGGUGGUAAAGGUGCUAUUGAGUUGGCUCAAGCAGUGGUCAAAGCUACUGAACAGCCUUCAGAUUUCAAAUUCUUAUAUGAUGUCGACCAAACGGUCGAAGAAAAACUCUCAUCCAUUGUGAAGAAAAUGUAUGGUGGCGCCAAAGUGGAGAUCUCUCCAUUGGCUCAAAAGAAAAUUGACAUGUACAAAGAGCAGGGCUUCGGUAAUUUGCCAAUUUGUAUUGCCAAGACUCAGUACUCUUUGUCGCACGAUGCCGCGUUGAAAAACGUUCCUACUGGCUUCACUUUUCCAAUCAGAGAUGUAAGAGCAUCUAUCGGCGCAGGUUAUUUGUAUGCUCUAGCUGCUGAGAUACAAACUAUUCCGGGCUUGUCGACGUACGCGGGCUACAUGAACGUCGAAAUUAACGACGAAGGUGAAAUUGACGGACUAUUUUGA
Messenger RNA from Lachancea nothofagi CBS 11611, 2928 nucleotides. The record is from the annotation of a GenBank genome assembly. Lineage: Eukaryota; Fungi; Ascomycota; Saccharomycetes; Saccharomycetales; Saccharomycetaceae.